Molecule: messenger RNA, 3461 nt
Organism: Paramisgurnus dabryanus
Lineage: Eukaryota; Metazoa; Chordata; Actinopteri; Cypriniformes; Cobitidae
Gene: ppp3ca
Product: protein phosphatase 3, catalytic subunit, alpha isozyme
Biological process (GO): calcineurin-mediated signaling
Molecular function (GO): calmodulin-dependent protein phosphatase activity
Source: RefSeq, a predicted model, not a curated record
CUCCAUCCUCCCCCUCACGACAGCCUAAGUCUCAGCAGCAGCAGCAUCCUCCUCCACCCUCUCUAGGCAGCAGCAUCUUCCCCAGCGCCGGCGGUGAGACACGGAGGAGACGCAUCCGAGUGAUGCCACUGCACCAACCGCAUCUCGCCACCGCGACAACACGCCGAGAAUAAAGCGCUUCUUCUGCGAGGAGGGAGAAACACGUUCGCCUGGAGACAUCCACUGCCCAUGAAGAUGUCUGACAUGGUCUUGAACUCCACCGAUCGGAUAGUGAAAUCCGUACCCUUUCCCCUGAGUCACCGCCUUACUAUGAAAGAGGUGUUUGACUGUGAGGGGAAGCCCAGGGUGGAUCUACUGAAAGCCCACCUCACUAAGGAAGGCAGAGUGGAGGAGACCGUGGCCCUCCGGAUCAUCAAUGAAGGAGGAACCAUCUUACGGCAGGAGAAGACCAUGCUGGACAUAGAGGCACCUGUCACAGUGUGUGGUGACAUCCAUGGGCAGUUCUUUGACCUGAUGAAGCUGUUCGAGGUGGGAGGCUCGCCAGCCACGACACGAUACCUCUUCCUGGGCGACUAUGUGGACCGGGGUUACUUCAGUAUUGAGUGCGUUCUAUACCUCUGGUCACUGAAAAUCCUCUACCCAAAGACACUAUUUUUACUGAGAGGAAAUCAUGAAUGUAGACAUUUGACAGAAUAUUUCACCUUCAAACAAGAAUGUAAAAUCAAGUAUUCAGAGCAGGUUUAUGACGCUUGUAUGGACGCGUUCGACUGUCUGCCCUUGGCUGCGCUCAUGAACCAACAGUUCCUGUGCGUCCACGGUGGACUGUCCCCGGAAGUCCAGACUUUAGACGACAUAAAAAAGUUGGACCGCUUUAAGGAGCCCCCAGCAUUCGGGCCGAUGUGUGAUCUGCUUUGGUCGGACCCACUGGAAGACUUUGGCAAUGAAAAGAACCAGGAAUACUUUAGCCACAACACAGUGAGAGGCUGCUCAUACUUUUACAGUUAUCCAGCAGUUUGUGACUUCCUACAGAAUAAUAACUUGUUAUCAAUCAUUCGAGCACACGAAGCACAAGAUGCAGGAUACCGGAUGUACAGGAAGAGUCAGACCACCGGCUUUCCUUCUCUAAUUACCAUCUUCUCUGCACCAAACUACCUUGAUGUUUACAAUAACAAAGCUGCUGUCCUGAAGUAUGAGAAUAAUGUAAUGAACAUCCGACAGUUUAACUGCUCCCCACAUCCUUACUGGCUGCCCAAUUUCAUGGAUGUGUUCACCUGGUCGCUGCCGUUCGUAGGGGAGAAAGUCACAGAGAUGCUGGUCAACGUGUUGAGCAUCUGCUCUGACGAUGAGCUGAUGAAUGACGGAGAAGAGAUCUUUGACGCCAAUGCAGCAGCUGCUCGGAAAGAGGUGAUUAGGAACAAGAUCCGUGCCAUUGGGAAGAUGGCCAAGAUGUUCUCCGUCCUCAGAGAGGAAAGUGAGAAUGUCUUGACUCUGAAGGGUCUGACACCUACUGGCAUGCUGCCCAGCGGUGUGCUGUCCGGAGGCAAACAAACUCUACAGAGCGCAACCAUCGAAGCCAUUGAAGCCAUCGAGACAGAAGAUGAGGACGGAGAAGCCAUCCGCGGCUUCUCUCCUCAGCACAAGAUCACCAGCUUUGAGGAAGCUAAAGGUCUGGACCGUAUCAAUGAGCGCAUGCCGCCCCGCAAGGACGGGGUCAACCACGUGGGCCACUCUAUGGGCAAGAUGAACAUGUCCGAGACCAACGGCACUGACGACAACAGUAACAUCCAGUGAUGAAACGGCUGCCCGCCCACCUGCACCUGUUGAGUCCAUGCCACCCCACGAUGCAUGGCAGGACGUCGCCAAACUCGUGAUUUAAGGCCUCCUGCUUCCAACAAACACCCAAUGAUCACUAACACAUCCCUGCUCCAAUGUUUAAUUCGAGAUCCAAACUUUGCCGGACUUAAAAUCUUUCACUGAAGUGGGUGAGAGGCGGAGUAUUGUCUUGUUUACGGUUUCGCAGCGGUAUACCUUGCUGAUUUCUGCCUGUUCUCUGGGAACGGUGGGGUGGGGGGGUUAUAUGCCUGUUAAGGGCUGAAAGUGUCUUUAUCAGAGAGGGGGCAAAACCUGCCAGUUCCUUUUUUGACUCCGCCCAUAUGCAGGCGGGGUUUGGGAGCUCUCUCUCUUAAGCUGAUCCGUGUAGUUCAUCGGUGCGGUUGUUGAGCCUGUACCAGUUCCACGCACACGUUUUCUUUUCUGAAGUUUCCAUCUCAUAAUGAAAUUAGCUUACUGUUGAAAAUGUUUUGCUACUGGUAUUAUUAUUAACACGAUUUGAAAUGAUGAAACAUGAAAACGUUUGUAAGAAAAGACAUUUAACGACAAAAUGUGUACAUUUUAUUACUUACUGACAAUGCAAUCUUACCUGGGGGGUUUUAUUUAUUGAUUUUGUGUUUGGUAAGAUGCCAUGCAGGUGGUAAAGGGCGGAGCUUAGUGGUGCUGUUUGUCCACCGUAGACUCUUCACAUCAAAAGCACCAUUCGGAUGAAGAAGUACUGCAGUAAAGCUCAACCUUUGGCGCCACCUUCCUGAUUGUUUCUCACCUGCCUGUAAUUCGAAACGAAAAUGCAUAUAGUACAUUUCGCAAAUAAAUAAAUAAUAUAUAAUAUUAUAAAUAUAUAUAUAUAUAUAUAAAUAUAUAUAUAUAUACAAUGAUCUGAGACAAUGAUUUUUAACAGCAUCUAUGGUACUGAACGCAUCAGUGCAUGCAGUUAAGUUCCUUAUUGAUAUGUGAAAUUAUAAUUGUGAUGUGUUUCAAUAUGGUAGACUUGAAUUAUUUCCCUCUUCAAGUUAUAUUUGUAAAGGUCUAGUUUGUUUUUAUAUCUAUAAUAUAAAUAUAUAUAUGAUUUUGUAAUCUUUUAUUUGAUUGACUGAUAUCAUUUGAUGGUUUAUUUAUUUUUGUAUAGUUUUGCUGUACAGGCACUGGCGCUCUUUUCUUUUCAUUUCGUUUGUUUGUUUGUUUUGUUUGUUUCCAUUUCUUCUCUUCGUUCAGUUGGUGUACAGAAGUUGUUCAGUAGUGUGAAUGAACAUAUUACUCAGUGAAAAGCAACAUUCAGGCUGCCAAAGCAUGAUCGCAUGGUUUAUUCAAAUGUAAACAAAUUGGACACAAGGAAAAUUCAGUGUCUCACUUUGAAGAGGACAACUAUAUUAUCAUUAUGAUUCUUGAUGAUAUUCUUAUUAUUCUUACAAUUAAGCUUACAGUACUUUCAUUUCCACUGUUUUUGAUCCUUGUUUGGUCCAGAUGUGGUUUAUUUCAAAGGAGGAAUUUUAUGGAUUUGUGACGAUUUUUCUUGUAAUUUUCUCUGGAACUAAGUUUUCGCAUUUAACUUCCUAAAUGAAAACACAUAUUGUAAGCAUGCCCUAUGGGACAAAUCACUUUUUUUACUCUUGAAUAAAAUAUGCAUGAAC